UAGAGAUCUUACUAUCACGGGCUUGUUUUCAUCAGGUGCAGCCCGUUAACAACAACAAUAACAUCAGGAUAAUCUCCCUCCCCUCUCCACUUCUCCCUGACACAAUGCACCGACUCAUGCUCGUGUUUCUCGCCGCGGUAUGGGCCUCUGUCCUCGGCCUCCGCAGGGUGGAAGUCUCCGCGGCUAAAGGGCCCUGCCUCGCCCCGCUGCAGUGGGAGGGCAGGUGGGUACAGUACGACCACAGCACCGGGAGGAACAGCCGAGCCGCAGUGUCGUACGACGGCGUGAAUCAGAGGCUCCGAGUCCUGCAGCAACACAAGAAACACACCCCGUGUCAGAAGUAAGGUCCUCCAUCGUGGAUUUCCACGGCCUGGGCACAUGUCGACUCAGUAAAUAUUCCGUGUAAAUAACAAUAAAUGCAAAGAUAAUCAAUAAUUUAAUGAUCUGAUGACCAAAACUUUAAUACACAUCAUAAUUAAAAAUAUCUUUGAUUAAAUUAUGUUUAAAAUUAAAGAAAUAAACACCAUCCCAGUGUUUACAGAGUCAAUUAGAAGACAAUAAACACAAACAUAAAGGCACAACUUUAUUAAUAAUUAAAAACGUUUUACAAAAAAGAGUUCGUUGGAAUUUGAAAUAGAACAAAAAGAGAAAAAUAUUAAAGCUUUACAGAUCUGGUUUAUGGCGUUAUUAGGAUCAGCAUUUGGGAUGUGAGGAAUCACCAGGGGUGUGUCCUGAAUGAUGGUGUGGGGUGGCAAGGGCCCCAUGAGCGCCGCCCUGAAAUCUGAGUAUAAUUGGCUUAAGAAGUUAAAGAAGCUAAACUACUCAGGUAUUUGUAUGGAGUUGUAACAGUUGACAUUUCUCACUUAUUUCUAGCAUUAGGGAGAGCAGCUGGCAUGGUGGGGACAUCAGUCUUAAGGUAUAAAUUGACGUUAAAAAAGGCAACAGUUUUUUCGCCGUGUGGUCGAACACAUCAAUACGCUAAAAUCUCACUCUUGCCAUUUUCUGAAACUUGGCAGCCCUGCAUGUAAACAUGUUUGUCAGACUAAAAUCUCAUCAAGGUGAAAAUCCGGAGGUCAGUCAGGGAUUGUGUCUUAUUUCUGGCUGUAAAUGUGAAGAUAUCUCAGGUUUUCAUUCUGCUUCUGCUCCAGGUUUUUUGAGUACAUCUAUUUGUACCAGAGCAUGGUGAUGUUCCAGAUAGACCAGAAGACCAAAGACUGCUCCAAGAUCGCUCUGACCGAUGCCUGGGAUCCCUUCGACAUCCCUGACAACUCUACUUUUGAGGACCAGUACUUCAUCGGAGGGCCCGGAGACAACAUCGAGGUCCAGGAGUGGUCGGACAGAAAGCCGGCACGCCAACGUAAGCCCUUUUUUAAAAAAAAACACCCCAGAAACCACCUCCUAACCUGAGUACACAUGAGCGAAGGUCAAAGUCUGUCAGUUUUGGCUCUGGUUUGGCUUCAGCUGCAGAUUUCUGAGAUAACAGCAAACUUUCAUCACUUUAAUCAUUAAUUUUGUCCUUUUUGAACAUGAGAAUCACCUGAAAAUAACCAGUCACACGCUGCUCAUGUAUGGUCAGUAUUUCAUGCAGCCAACAGCCCUGUAACCUUUUCUGUCCUCUCCUCCAGAUGAGACCUGGGUGGGCGUCUACACCCUAAAGGACUGUUACCCAGUGCAGGAGACCUACACCAGGAACAGCAGCGUCACCACCUCCACCCGCUUUUUUAACCUCGAGCUGGGCAUCAGCGACCCUGAGGUCUUCACCCCGCCCGGCACCUGUCAGUCAGCUCGGCCUGAGAGGAUGUCCGAGUCCUUGUGCUGAGGGUUCACCUGCUCUCACCUUUGACUUUAGACACUGAGAGGGGAACCCUGCGAUUUUUCUUUAGCGAUAUAGAUGUCGAUCUAAUACGUUAACACAUGAGCGGCGUUUGUCUACACUUUAAUGAGAACUUACAAUGAAACAAAGGUCAAUGAAAUCACUGCCUCUUCACUCGCUCAGUCAGAGUCAGACUCUGCUGCAGGUUUUUAAGGGAGGGAGGGUUUUGCACAUCGAUGAUCAGGGAGAUUUGUCUUAAUGUGCGCGGAUUUGAGUCUCUGACAGCUUAAUUGUUUGUGUUUAACUACAAGUAAAAGCGCUAUUUCCAUUAGACCGCCACUGUUAAAAGGACUUAAAGCUCCUAUGAGGAAGUUUUUGACGUUCAUGAAAUAGGCUGAAACUCACAUUAAAGGGAUAUUCCGGCGUAAAAUUAAUGUAGGGUCAAACGCACUGUAACACCAAGUUAGACACCCCCUCGAGAGAUGAAUGUUGCCGACUGCUUGCUUCUCUAGUUAUACCAACUUUAGUAACGACCGUAGGAUAGAAAUACACAGCGGUCUGAGGAGCCAUAAACAAACCUCGACCAAAACGCCACUUUAUAGCCACAAAUAAUGCUCAGAACAGUACCUAACGGACUGCAGCGGGGUGACACAGCUCAAGGAAGAACAUUUAUGAUCAUUUCUUCAUGGAAAUACAAUCAGACCGAGACGCUAAGGCAGAAGAACUACAGCAUCUGCAGUGAAAAAUAAUUAAUAUGAUGAUUAUUACUUCAAGGAAAUUAUAAAGUAAUGAUCAAAAAUGUUCUUCCUUAAGCUGCGUCACCCCGCUGUAGUCUGUAAUGGACUGGCCUGAGGUCUCUCUACAAACAAGCGGCUGCUGGAAGAGAGUAGGUGAGUUGUGUUUAGUCUCUUUGCUAAAGAAAUGAGUCAAAGUUAAAAAGAUGUUUGGUGUCUAGUACUAUGGCUGGGACCCUGUAUGUCCUGUUGAUGAAGUUAGGUGCUGUUCAGACCGCUGUGUAUUGCUAGCGUGCGGUCGUUACUAAAGUUGGUAUAACUAGAGAAGAAAGUGGUCGGCAACAUUCAUCUCUUACAGGGGUGUCUAACUCGGUGUUACAGUGCGUUUGACCCUAACUUAACUUUACGCCGGAAUAUCCUUUUAAUGUGCGGUUAUUUGAGUCUGUUACAGCUGAAUUGUUUGUGUCUUUUUACAAGUAAAAGCGUUAUUUCCAUUAGACUGCUACUGUUAAAAGGACUUCUGUUUUUGACAUUAAAAAAAUAUGACAUUGAAAUCAUCAAGCUUGUUUGUGUUUCAUAAAAAGGCAAAAUUAUAAACUUCAAUCUGCUUCAUAAAUGUCAAAAAACUCCCUACAGUAGCUUUAAUGUUAAUAUAGCAUCAUAUGAGCUUAUUUGGUGGAGGGUUUGUAUUUCAUGGAGCAACACGUCCUCUAACUUGCAAACAUAUCCAACAUAUCCAUGUUUAAAGUGCAUUAUGUAAAAAUCAAGUCUGACUGUGUGGUGAGAUAAAAAGUGUAAAGAUGCUGCUUUGAAUUAAACGGUCUGAAUAAACCUCCAC
Messenger RNA from Xyrichtys novacula (pearly razorfish), 3385 nucleotides. Lineage: Eukaryota; Metazoa; Chordata; Actinopteri; Labriformes; Labridae. The record is from the annotation of a GenBank genome assembly.